Molecule: messenger RNA, 1441 nt
Organism: Leucoraja erinaceus (little skate)
Lineage: Eukaryota; Metazoa; Chordata; Chondrichthyes; Rajiformes; Rajidae
Product: laminin subunit gamma-1-like
Exons: 4
Coding region: 1-594 (197 amino acids)
Source: RefSeq, a predicted model, not a curated record
AUGCCAUGGUUUCGGCUGCUCUGUUACUGCUUGUCAUUUACGGUCCAGGACAAGGCAUUAACAAUGGUCACGUGGGCAGAGAAGGCAGUUGAAUCGCUAUUUGAUGCAGAAGUUGCAUUAAAUGAUAUCAUGUUACUGGAUCAAAACAUGACUGAUGCAAAUAGACAAUUGACACAGCUGGAGACUGAUUUUGCUAAUAAACAGAGAUCUGUGAAUGAAGAUACAUCCAUGGCAGCGAAGAUUGCAGGCACUGUAGGUGCGGCAACUAUGAAUGCAGAAAAUGCAAAGGAUUCAGCGACUGAAACAAUGAAAUUGAUCAAUGAUUUGCUGCAAUCUAUGGGUAACCCAGCCACGAUUGACACUACCAAGUUAGAACAUGUGGAGAAUUCACUUCAGAUCUUCAAAAAUCAAUGGAUUAAUGAACUAGAAUCAAGUUUUCAACAACUGACUGAUGCCGCUGCUGGGCAGAAGCAAAAAAUUGCAGCUUUUGACCGCGACAUCGUUGACAUCCGUGGAGAUAUUAGAAAUCUUGAGCUCAUCAGAGACACUUUACCCACAGGAUGCUACAACACUGCAGCAGUUGAAAGGCCUUAAUUGCAUGGUAUUCCCUUUCAUAAGUUGCAUUGCUAACAUUAAAUUAUGAAAAUUUACAGAAAAAUCUCACAUUUCAUACAAUACCACAACCAUCCAGAAAAACGGACAAAAUCCAAACAAAGCAACAACAUCUGCAAUUUUAUUAAAUUACAUCUGGGUUUAAUAUUAUAAUUAUUGCAAUACUUAGUCCUUGUCGUACUGUUAAGGGCCUGUUCCACUGAGGCGACCUAAUUGGCGAGUUUAGCAGAGUUUGAAAAGGUGUCAUGUUGAAGACCUCCUUCGACUAUGUUGAAGACCAGCUUUGACUAGCUUCGGGAAAAUUGGACACCGAAUAGUGGAGAGUGAAGGCGACCUCAUUCGAUUUCCUUCGACCUUCCAUCGACUAUGUUGCAGACUAUCUACAACUACCUUUGACUACCUUCGAUUACCAUUGACUACCCUUGAUUACCUACGAAUAACAUGCCGACCUACCACGACCUACCUCGACUAAACCUACGAGUAAAAAAAAAAAUUGAAUUUUUUCCAUGGCGACCUUAUUUUACUCAGGCAUUUUUCAGCAUGUUGAAAAAUACGCCGCGACCUAGCUGAGGCCUCGAGAACGCAGGGACUACUCUCUAGGAUUAGAUUAGAUUAGAUCCUUUAUUUGUCAUUCAGACCUUUCGAUCUGAACGAAAUUUUGUUGCCUGCAGUCAUACAUAUAAUAAUAAACAACAAAACACACAAUAAACACAAAUUAACAUCCACCACAGUGAGUUCACCAGGCACCUCCUCACUGUGAUGUCUCUUCCCCUCCUUAUUCUCCGAGCAUGAAGGAGAGUUACAAAGAUCUCCUAGGACCUCGUGUUGA